AGGGGAGGUGUGUUAUAUUUUUUAUAUUAGAGCCAAGGUUUUGCUAGUACAUUGAUCUGCCAUUACCAAAGGAGAAAGAUGAGUCAUGGAGACAAUACUUCUACUCCUCCUCUUGCUGAUGAUGUGAAUAUCCGAAUGGAUAUAAUGCAAAAGGCCAUUACGGACAUGAGUUCUGUCUUUAGGGAUUACCUUCUACAUCAAAAUAAUAAUAAUGCCCAACAAAACACUAGUGGUAACUCACAACAAACAGUGGACUCAAGGGAAGGAAAGGAGCAGUUGACACUGGUGAAGCAAUUUCAAAAUAUGAACCCGCCGAGCUUCAAGGGAAUUCCUGAUCCUAAUGUGGCUGAGUCUUGGGUCAAGAAACUAGAAAAGAUGUUCAAGCUCCUAAAGUGUACUAACAAGCAAAAAGUGGAGUUGGUAGUGUUUAAGUUAGAAGGUGAAGCUGAUGAUUGGUGGAUAGCUGCUCAAGAUGGGUUUUCUAAGAGGGGGAAGAAGGUCACAUGGGACAAGUUUGUUCAACCCUUCUAUCGAAAAUAUUUCUCUGAAGCUAUUUUAGAAAGACAGGAACUAGAGUUCAUGAACUUGAAGCAAGAUGAUAUGGCAGUUGAUGAGUAUCAAGCUAAAUUCAAUUCUCUUGUGAAGUUUGCUCCUUACUUUGUUAAUGAUGAAGCUAGGAAGGCAAGGAAGUUUCAGAAAGGGUUGAAAGCUUCCAUUAAAAAUAGGGUGGUUCCUCAAAUGUUAAAGACUUAUGAUGAGGUCUUAGCCACAGCUCAAAUAAUUGAGCAAGAUAUGGAUGAGCAAAAAAUGGAGACUCAAGACCAAAAAGAUGGCAUAUCAGUUGAUCCUAGUAAAGUGGAAGCGGUUGUGCAGUGGGAAAGGUCGACUAGUGUCACCGAAGUGCGAAGCUUUCUUGGGCUAGCAAGAUAUUAUAGAAGCUUUCAAAAGUUGAAGAACAGAUUGGUCACAGCACCAAUUCUUGCUAUUCUUGACAAUGGAGGAAACUUUGUGCCUACAUUAUUGUUGAGGAUCAAGGAAGCACAACAAAAAGAUUCAAGAUUGAUGGAGUUGAUGAAAGACAACGAGAAGAGCUUGAAAAUGGGUCUUCAUAUUUCGGAUGAUGGAGUUAUAAGACUUGGAGAUAGAAUUUGUGUUCCAUAUGAUGAAGGGUUGAGGGUAGAACUACUCCAAGAAAUACACAAGUCUAAUUACACCAUUCAUCCUGGGAGUACCAAUAUAUUGAUAAAGUCAGCUCACUUUUUGGCCAUAAAACAAAAAGACCCGUUGGACAAGUUGGCUAAGCUUUAUGUUCGGGAGAUUGUUAGACUCCACAGAGUUCUAGUGAUCAUUGUAUCAGAUAGAGAUCCAAGGUUUAUUGCAAGAUUUGGGAGAUCUUUUAAAAAAGCCAUGGGAACUCAAUUGAAAUUAAGCACAGCAUACCACCCACAAACUGAUGGGCAAUUUGAAAGGACUAUUCAAGUGCUUGAAGACAUGCUUAGAGCUUGUGCAUUAGAUUCGCCUAAGAGUUGGGAUGAUCAUCUUCCAUUAGUAGAAUUUGCUUAUAAUAAUAGCUAUCAUUCCAAUGUUAAGAUGGCACCUUAUGAAGCUCUUUAUGGUAGAAGACGUAGAACUCCAAUUUGUUGGGUAGAAGUCGGUUAUGGACGACUAAUGGGGCUGGCUUUUGUGCAGCAAACAACAGAGAAAAUAAGCCUCCAGAAGGCUCCCGAACCCACCAUUCAUCUGUAUCCUUCCUUCUUCCCAGCUGUGCCUUUCUUUCUCCUUUUAGCUUUGUGUGGUGCUAAAUCUACGAUCUCUAGCUGAAAAUUUUCUUGCAAUUUUACUACUUUAUGCUUUGAUUUUUAUAGAUCCAUAGAUUGGAGUAUCAAUCACCAACUGGGGAGUUUCGGCAGAGGUCCUGUAUGCUCGUUGUAUGUAAAAGAUAACACCUCAUGCUUUUGAUAUGGAGGCGGAUCAAUGUGUUACCAAAACGACGAUUCGACUUUUGAUAUUUUGAAAAGCUAUUGAGAAGGAUUUGCCCUCAUGAUUUUGUGUAAAUUACUUUUAUGUAUAUAAUAUUUAAACUAAUUAAAUGAGUUUAGCCCAG
Molecule: messenger RNA, 2104 nt
Organism: Rubroshorea leprosula
Lineage: Eukaryota; Viridiplantae; Streptophyta; Magnoliopsida; Malvales; Dipterocarpaceae
Source: the annotation of a GenBank genome assembly